Molecule: messenger RNA, 3495 nt
Organism: Lolium rigidum
Lineage: Eukaryota; Viridiplantae; Streptophyta; Magnoliopsida; Poales; Poaceae
Product: pentatricopeptide repeat-containing protein At1g18485-like
Exons: 4
Coding region: 1-2340 (779 amino acids)
Biological process (GO): RNA modification
Molecular function (GO): RNA binding; protein binding
Source: RefSeq, a predicted model, not a curated record
AUGGAACAGCACCGCGCUCCCGCCAACAAGUUGACAGCCGCGUCCCUGCACGCGCACGUCCUCCACCUCCACCAAUGCGGCGCCGGCGGCAACGCCCUCCGCCGCGCCCAUGCUGCUGCCCUCGCAUCCGGCGCGCUCGCCGCGUCCCUGCCCCUCGCCGGCGCCCUCCUCCUCUCCUACGCUGCAAUCGCGGACCUACCCUCAUCCCGCCUUAUCCUCCUUCACCACCCCCUCCGUCUCCGCUCCGCCUUCCUCUGGAACUCGCUCUCCCGCGCGCUCUCCUCAGCAUCCCUCCCCUCCGAAGCUCUGCGCGUCUACAACCUCAUGCUCCGCUCCGCCGUGAGCCCGGACGACCGAACCUUCCCCUUCGCCCUCCACGCCGCCGCGGCCGCCGCCGAGGCGCACCCAGCCAAGGGUCUCGAGCUCCACGCCGCCGCGCUCCGUAGCGGCCACCUCGCGGACGUCUUCGCGGGCAACACGCUCGUCGCUUUCUACGCUGCCCGUGGCUCCGCCCGUGACGCCUGCAGGGUGUUUGAUGAAAUGCCCGUCAGGGACGUCGUCUCCUGGAACUCCCUGGUGUCGGCUUUCUUGGCCAACAAAAUGUUCGAUGAUGCGAGGCAGGCAUUGGUUAGCAUGACGCGCAGCGGGAACCCUGUGAAUGUGGCAAGCUUGGUCUCGGUUGUGCCUGCUUGUGGCGUGGAGCAGGAGGAGGGGUUUGGGUUGGGUAUCCAUGGGCUUGCGCUGAAAACUGGACUGGACGCCAUGGUCAACCUUGGGAAUGCGCUGAUCGAUAUGUACGGAAAACUUGGUCAUGUACAGGCAUCAAUGCAGGUGUUUGAAGGAAUGCCUGAGAGAACUGAGGUUUCUUGGAAUUCUGCAAUUGGCUGUUUCCUUAAUGCAGGGCUCUACGGAGACGUGCUUGCCAUGUUUAGGGAAAUGUCAGAGCGUGGAGUCAUGCCAGGGUCUAUCACGCUGUCAAGUUUGCUGCCCGCUUUGGUUGAGCUUGGGUAUUUUGAUUUGGGGAGGGAGGUACAUGGAUAUAGUAUAAAGAGAGCGAUGGACUUGGAUAUUUUUGUUGCUAACUCACUUGUGGAUAUGUAUGCCAAACUUGGUUCUUUGGAGAAAGCAUGCACUGUCUUUGAAAAGAUUAAGGCACCUAACGUGGUGUCAUGGAAUGCAAUGAUCGCUAAUCUUGUGCAAAAUGGAGCUGAGGUUGAGGCAUUCAGGCUUAUUAUCAAGAUGCAAAAUGAUGGGGAACGUCCAAAUUCAAUCACUCUGGUGAACGUGCUUCCAGCUUGCUCAAGGCUGGCCUCUAUAAAGAUAGGGAAGCAGAUCCAUGCAUGGUCAAUCCGUACAGGAUUAACAUUUGAUUUGUUCAUAUCAAAUGCUUUAAUUGAUAUGUAUGCAAAAUGUGGACAGCUGACCUCGGCACAAAAUAUUUUUGACCUUUCAGAGAAGGAUGACGUGUCAUACAACACUUUGAUUUUGGGUUAUUCUCAGAGUCCUUGGAGUUUUAAAUCCCUUAACCUCUUUAAGCAGAUGAGGUCUGUAGGAGUUGAGUAUGAUGCUAUUUCUUUCAUGGGUGCUCUGACUGCAUGUACUAAUUUAUGUGCAUUUAAACAAGGGAAAGUAAUUCAUGGCGUCCUAGUGAGAAGAUUGCAAAGUAAUCACCCCUUUCUGGAAAAUGCACUGCUAGGCUUGUAUACUAAAGGUGCAAUGCUUGAUACUGCAUCAAAGAUCUUCAAUAGGAUGACACAGAAGGAUGUCGCCUCAUGGAAUACUAUGAUCAUGGGAUAUGGGAUGCAAGGUCAAAUUGAUGUUGCUUUCCAUUUGUUUGAUUUGAUGAAGGAUGAUGGUGUGAACUAUGAUCAUGUGUCUUACAUCGCAGUGCUGUCAGCUUGCAGCCAUGGUGGACUUGUUGAGAGAGGAAAGAAAUACUUCAGUCAAAUGCUUGCCCAAAAUUUAGAGCCACAACAAAUGCAUUAUGCUUGCAUGGUUGACCUUCUUGGGCGUGCCGGACAAUUGACUGAGUCCGUUGAAAUAAUCCUAGACAUGCCUUUUCAUGCUAAUUCUGAUGUGUGGGGUGCACUGCUUGGGGCUUGCCGAAUACAUGGAAACAUUGAAUUAGCACAAUAUGCAGCGGAACACUUGUUUGAGUUGAAGCCAGAGCAUUCGGGCUACUACACUCUGCUGAUAAACAUGUAUGCUGAGGCUGGGAGGUGGAAUGAAGCGAAUAAGAUCAGGACAUUAAUGAAAUCCCGGAAGGUUCAGAAAAAUCCAGCCUAUAGCUGGGUCCAGAGCGGCAACAAGCUACAAGCUUUUCUUGUGGGGUAUACUUAGCACUUAGCUAUGCUCAGAUAAGUUCAAAUUGACUGGCAGUGCAACAGGGUGCACUUAUGGUGGCACGGAAUCUAUUACUAGGAACGAUUUCUAUAUAGCAAUACAUUAUGACAAGUUCACUCAGUUUGAUAAAUAUUUUUAUUUCAAUAGUGAACGAAUACUGUACAGGAGUGCAGUGGCUUGUAGAAGACUGUAGUUGUCAAUGGCUGCAUUCCAUGGGCUGACAAGAAUCACUUUAAGAUGAGUAAAUAUCAAUUGGCGCUAUCUGUCAACACAUCUUUUGUUAUGGAGUCUAGCCUAGCAAUGAAAGAGAAGUGUAGAUGACGCCAAGAGCAAGCGCAGCAACAUGCGCAAGAAGAUGUCCCCACAUUGGAAGGGAAGGAGAAAGGAGGAGUCGACAGGGUCAAGGUACCGAACAGAAGAAGUGGUCUCCAGUUUCAAGACACCAGGUGGUGGCUGCUCUGGUGUCAAGAUCCAACAAGGCAGUGCGGGCUUCUCCGGCUGCAAGGCAAACUUCUCCGGCACCGACGGCACUAGCUGCAGCAGUUCUAGAGUCAGUAUCGGACACCCAUGUCUACCGAGAAUGACAUUGAGACAUAUUCUGACUUGUGCAGUCUUCUUGCAGUCUUCUUCCUCCCGCGCCUUGGUGGUAGGUAGCUACCACUCAUACUUGCAGAGUUUAAUCCAUGGAACAGAGAAAUAUGGCAGGAGUGAAGCUUGGCACCUAGGGUUUUGAGGUGUCCAAGAGCGGGAUCGGAUGUAUGGGCCUCAGCGGCGUGGUACCGGAGGAUGCUGGCAUCGCCGUCAUCAGGUGCGCCUUCGAAGCCGGCGUCACCUUCUUACCGCUGAUGCCUAUGGGCCUGAUACCAACGGGGUCCUGCUUGGAAAGGUCAGAAUCUUCCUACAUCUCCAAACACUGAUGCUGUGUUUGUGCCUCAUUCAGUUGGGGGUGGCGAAAUUGUAAUGCUCAAUUGGAAAGGUGGGAAUCUUUAGGCACACAUUGCAUUUCUGUACAUUUAUAUGGGCCAUAAGUGGGAUUUGAUUAAAGAUUAUCAAUUAUUACUGCAAAAAUAAUUGAAUUGCUGUAAGAUGGGUGACACUAUGUCAAUAUGAUGAAGAUGAAUCAUGAUGAUGUUCCACUUUUUUCCUUGCCAA